AUGUUUAUUGCUUGUAAUGUAAAAUAUUUAGGUAUUGGUAAAUUUUCUUCAUUGAAAUUUGAUACAAUUAAAUCAAAAUUAUUUGAAAAUGAAAAUGAAUAUCAUAAUGAAAAUGUUCCACCAAUAAAUGUUCAUCUUGAUUUUCCUAAAAGUGAAUUAUCACCAUCACUACCACCACCAUUUAUUAAUUUACAUGUUCCACGAUCGCUUAUUAACAAUUGUUAG
Messenger RNA from Rotaria sp. Silwood2, 225 nucleotides. Lineage: Eukaryota; Metazoa; Rotifera; Eurotatoria; Philodinida; Philodinidae. The record is from the annotation of a GenBank genome assembly.